UUAGGAUCAUAUAUGGUUGCACUCAUCAAAGGAAAUAGUGUGUCCUGUGGAGGAACUUUGAUCAAACAGAACUGGGUGUUAACAGCAGCCCAUUGUUUUCCGGAUGAAGAAACAUACAUGAUUUUUGGAGCUUAUUCACGAACUAAAAUGGAGCACGGAAAACACAAGGCUAACAUUACCAAAACAUUUUCUUACCCAGGAUUUAAUCCAAAGACAUAUGAAAAUGACAUUAUGCUUUUGCAGUUUCAAUCAGGAAAAGGCCACCCGCCACCUGUAAAAACCAUUCCACUUACCCACACAUAUGAUGACAUCAAGGGUGGAACUCAGUGUGUCGUAAUUGGGUGGGGAACAAUUAAUAGAAGAAGCGGAUUUGAUACACUGCAUGGAGCCAACGUCACCAUCAUUAGCAGAAAGGUCUGCAAUGACAAGCACCACUAUAAUUCUCACCCUCCUCUGACAAUGAAUAUGCUGUGUGCUGGUGAAAAGCAAGGCGGCGGCGACAGGUGUAUGGGUGACUCUGGUAGUCCUUUAAUAUGCCAUGGGGAACAAACUGGAAUCCUCUCAUUUGUUAGGAAAUGUGAAAGUCACCGAUACCCUGGCAUCUAUGCUCGACUCACGCCCAACCACCUCUCCUGGAUAGACACAGUCAUGAACAAUGGCACUAGCUAA
Messenger RNA from Podarcis muralis (Common wall lizard), 669 nucleotides. The record is from RefSeq and is a predicted model, not a curated record. NCBI's taxonomy places the organism in Eukaryota, Metazoa, Chordata, Lepidosauria, Squamata, Lacertidae.